AUGGCAUUUCCCUGCUUGGACAAGCUCGAGAAGAAGACGCAACAACUUUGUUCCAACUCGCUCGAAGACGGCCCCGAGCCCUCAUACUCCAAGGUGCAAACUGGUUUUCACAUUUACAAGUCUGGCAAGCCUAUAUUCCUCGAUCAUGGUGGAUUCUUGCCUGAGUACGAAAUUGCCUACGAAGCCUGGGGAACGUUAAGCCCUCAAAAAGACAACAUUGUGUUGAUACAUACAGGGCUUUCUGCAUCUUCGCAUGCCAAGUCCCAACCUACCAACCCCAAACCAGGCUGGUGGGAACAGUUUAUUGGACCUGGGAAGUACUUGGACACAGACAAAUACUUCAUCAUUUGCACCAACGUACUCGGCGGAUGCUAUGGGUCGACGGGGCCCUCUUCGAUCGACCCGGCCAACGGCAGCCACUAUGCCACCCGGUUCCCCAUUUUGACGGUUAACGAUAUGGUGCGUGGGCAGCGAGAGUUGAUAAGAGACGUUUUCAAAGCAUCCAAAAUCCACGCCUCCAUCGGUGCUUCGAUGGGAGGCAUGCAAUCGUUGGCAUACGCCAUGGAGUUCCCCGACGAGGUUGAGAAGGUGGUGUCGAUUUCAGGGUGUGCCCGAUCUCAUCCAUAUUCCAUCGCGUUGAGACACACACAAAGGCAGGUGUUGAUGAGUGAUCCUAACUGGAGCCGGGGGUUCUACUAUGACAAGAUUCCACCGCACGUGGGGAUGAAGUUGGCACGGGAAAUUGCCACCAUCACCUACCGGUCUGGACCUGAGUGGGAGUAUCGGUUUGGACGUAACAGAGCUGACGACUCCAAAUCUCCAGCAUUUUGCCCGGACUUUUUGGUGGAAACGUACUUGGAUCAUGCGGGAGAGAAGUUCUGCCUUGAGUACGAUGCCAAUUCGCUCUUAUACGUGCUGAAGGCCAUGGAUUUGUUUGAUUUAAGUGCUAGUAACAGAGAGCGAGCGGUGAAAAAUCGAGGUGCGGCUGAAGCAGCGUAUUUUCUGCAGCAGCAGCAGGAAUCCACCGCCGUACCAGAAGAACCGUACGAAGAAAAAGUCACUUCUGCCACCGUGACUCCCGAAGAGUCGUACGAUGACUUGAAGCGAGGACUUGCCAAAAUCUCCCACAAAGACGUGCUUGUGGUGGGGGUUGAGUCAGAUAUUCUCUUUCCCGUGUGGCAGCAACGAGAAAUCUUCGACGUGCUUCAAGCCAAUAAUCCUACAGGCCAAGUGAAGUACUAUGAAUUGGGAACAGAUAUCAGCAACUAUGGACACGAUACGUUUUUGUUGAGUUUGGAUCACUUUGGCCCCCACGUCCAGGAGUUUAUGUCCACUUAA
Molecule: messenger RNA, 1338 nt
Organism: Yamadazyma tenuis ATCC 10573
Lineage: Eukaryota; Fungi; Ascomycota; Pichiomycetes; Serinales; Debaryomycetaceae
Gene: cys2
Biological process (GO): L-homoserine metabolic process
Cellular component (GO): mitochondrion
Molecular function (GO): L-serine O-acetyltransferase activity; homoserine O-acetyltransferase activity
Source: RefSeq, a predicted model, not a curated record